GCCUGUGUGCGGGCGUAUGUGUGUGUGUGGGAAGUUACAGAGAGAACAAAGUAAAAUUUGAAAAGUUAAAGCUGCAGCUGCUGAGGGUAUAGCCAAAAUUGGACGAAUCACUGCCAUGGCCAAGGUUAUAUCGCAGGACACCUUCGACGAUGUGGUGAAGGAGAACGUUGUGGAGUUCUCGAUGACUCCCUCGGAGGCGAAGGAGGAGACCAUUAAGCAAUUCGAAGCACAGGGCAUUAACCUGGCCAACAUUAUCAAGGACCUGUCCGUUAAUCCGCAAACCGGCCAACCCGUCAUCAACGAAACGGUGGACAAGAUCAAGGAGCACAUUGGGCAAAAACUGAAGGAAACAACGGAACUGCUGGAACAGCUGGCCACCUUGGAUACUGAAUGCAAAAAGUCCUUAGCCCAUCGUGUUCUUGCCGGCAAAAAUGGAGCCCACGAUGCCCUGAUCACCCUGCUGGAGGAAACACUCUCUGCUGAUUCACCCAACGAAUCCGUGUUAAUUAAGUCCCUGGAGGCCGUCAACAGCCUGACCCACAAGCAGCCGGAUCUGUUUGAUGCCGAGGCCAUGGCCGUGGUUCUUAAGUUACUGGCCCUCAAAGUGGAGAACGAGGAAGUCACCCUGCUGACGCUGCAAUGGCUGCAGAAGGCCUGCAUCAUGCACGAGAUGAACCGCCAGAAUAUCAUGAAUACCACCGCCCUCAAACUCAUAAAGCCCCUUUUAGCCAAAGGAAAAGACCGCCUGGUGCGUGAGCUGACCGCCGUCUUUCGCUUCCUAGUGCUGGAUGAUGACAUUCGCGUGGAGUUUGGCUGCGCCCACGAGCACGCUCGCCAAAUAGCAGGCGAGGUUCUGAUCCCCUUGGUGGAACUUUUGCCCGCCUAUCAGGAUCCCAAUGUGCUGGCGGAUCUACUGCUGACCAUUGGAACACUGGCUGUGCGACAGGAACUCUGUACCGCUAUCGACGAGGCUGGGGGACUGAAGUCCGUCUUCGAGAUCAUGAGCUUGAAUGUGGACGAAGUGCGUCUGAAUAGAGAGGCCUUAAAGUUGCUACGUGCCCUGGCUGGACAUGACUCCGUAAAGUCACACAUAGUACAGCAGGGCGUCGCUCCUAUAAUAAAGCAAUUGCUGGAGACGCACCAGGCCAAUGAGAACAUCGUUGCUGCCGCUUUGGCCUGCGUGACUACGCUAACACUUCGGGUGCAGGAACACAGUGCCGCCUUUUUCGAUACCGGCAUUGCCGAAGUAAUUGUGGAAGCACUUCGCGCCCAUCCCAAGCACAAGAUCGUGCAGCGAAACGGAGCGUGGGCCAUCCGCAAUAUGGUGUCGCGGUCGCGAAACCAGUGUGAAACCUGGAUCUCCUUUGGCGUCGAGGAUCUGCUAAACAUGGCAAUGAAGGAGCACCCCAGUGUGGAGCAGGACAUCAAGGCAGCGUUGCGCGACCUCGGCUGUAGUGUCCACUUGCGCGAGGAGUGGACGGGCACGGCGGAGAAAAAAAUUGCUGCCUAAUCGCACAUACAUAUGCCUUUUGUAUUUUUAUAUAUUUACUGCUAACUUAUUACUACUGCUUAAUUCAUGCACUAACAAAAUCUGCAAUUCUCAAUACCAAUCGCACGCUA
This is a messenger RNA of Drosophila teissieri, 1620 nucleotides long. RefSeq names its product armadillo repeat-containing protein 6 homolog. Bases 116 to 1510 code for a protein of 464 amino acids. Gene Ontology annotation, molecular function: protein binding. Gene Ontology annotation, biological process: hematopoietic progenitor cell differentiation. The record is from RefSeq and is a predicted model, not a curated record. Lineage: Eukaryota; Metazoa; Arthropoda; Insecta; Diptera; Drosophilidae. The transcript has 2 exons.